UGGGCUGCCCGCGCCUCCAGCCUUCCCUCGGCGGCGGCGGCGGCGACGAAGAUCCUCCUCCCCCCGAGCGCGGAGCCCCCCCGCGGGAAGCCGUGCCAGAGGCUGCAGAUGGCCAAGAUGAGCACCGGAGACAAGGAGAGGCCUCCCCAGCUGCUCUUUGUGAAGGCCUUGGCCAGCAGGGGUCGGAUCGAAGCCAUCGCCCAGCAGAUGGGCUACCACCCUCACUACCUGGACAGCUUCCUCUGCAUGCAACAUUACCUGCUGCACAUGGACGGGCCGCUGCCCUUCGACUGCCGCCACUUCAUCGCCAUCAUGGCAGCUGCCCGGCAUCGAUGUCUUUACCUGGUGAACCUUCAUGUGCUGCAGUUCCUGCGGGUGGGCGGAGACCCCCUGUGGCUGAGGGGGCUAGACUGCAUCCCCCCCAAACUCCGCCGGCUCAGUGAGAUCAACAAGGUCUUGGCCCACCGGCCCUGGCUGGUCUGCAAGGAGCACAUUGAGAAGCUGCUGAAGAUCAGUGAGCAGAGCUGGUCGCUGGCCGAGCUGGUCCACGCCGUGGUGCUGCUGGCCCACUGCCACGCCCUGGCCAGCUUUGCUUUCGGCUGUGGCUGUGAGCAGGGGCCGGGGCCGGAGGAGGGAUGGGGCCCCCUCAAGCUGGGCCUCCCGGGGAGCGUCUGCUUUUGUGAUGUGGGCAACGGCUGCAGCCAGGAGCUGCUGCACCUGAACCGCAAGCGGUCCUUGGAUUCCUGCGUGGAGCUCGAGUCGCUUCGGGAGCGCAUCCACCGGCUGCAGGCGGGCAGUGAGGCCCGGGAGGAGCUGAGGCUGCCUGCCCAGCGGGAAGAAGGCUUCAACGGGGAAUUCUUGGGGGCCGCAGACCUUUCCUGCUACGUCCUGGACCCCAGCUUCGGCUACCAGGAGUUUGCCCAGUGCCACGAGGGGCAGCCCCAGAUCUUCCGUGUCCAGGAUUACUCCUGGGAAGACCACGGCUUCUCGCUGGUGAAUCGCUUGUACUCCGACAUUGGGCACCUGCUGGACGAAAAGUUCCGGAAGGUGGACGGUCUUCACAGCUGCUCGAUGGCCAAGCGGCAGGGCUGCGAGGAGGCCACCUUCAAGCGGGCCGUCUGGAACUACGUCCACUGCAUGUUCGGCAUCAGGUACGAUGAUUACGACUAUGCCGAGGUCAACCAUCUCCUGGAACGGAUCCUCAAGCUGUAUAUCAAAACUGUGACUUGCUCCCCGGAGAAGAUGGAUCCCCAGGUGUUUGAGCGCUUCUGGAAGCAGUUCAAGCACAGUGAAAAGAACUGGCCUCCCCGCAGGAGCCCCAGGGCUGGCGGGCAGCGGGCUCUGCUGCUGCUCCUCUACAGGCCACGAGCCGCGUGGACAGAAGGGAGCCACCGGGACGUGGCCUCUACGCACUUGAAGCAGGGGAAGGACAUCGUUCCUCUCUCUUCCCCAGUCAACUCCAGCGACGAUGUUGAGUCUCCGUGACAGUAUUGGGGGAGGGGCUCCCUUGUCUUGUGCCAUCCCUACUGCCCAUGGAGGGCUGGGAAGGGGCUCUGCCCGCUUGGACUGGGGCUUCUGGAGGGAGAAGAGGGGCACUUUCCACUGGCCUCAUCUUGCGGGGGGGGGGGGCAACAGCAAGGAAGGGUCCCUAGCAUUCUUCUAGGGAAGCCCCCCCCCCCUCUACUUUUCAGCCAAAUGGACCUCGGAAGCCAAAUUUGAUCACCCCCCACCAGGCAGGGCUCUUAUCCUGCCCCCCUCAUCAUAUCCAACCCCCCCCCUUGCAAAUGUGCUGCCCUCCCUCGCAGCUGCCUUCCAUGCUGUGGCCCUUGGCUGACCCCCCCCCUCCCGCCCCUUGCACCUCCUAGCCCCACGGUGCGGAUCCCCAGCCCUCCUGGGCUUUUCUCCUGGCAUUCCCCCCUCCUGGGGCUGCUCGGGGGUCCCGCUUGGGGGGCAACCGGCAAAGGAGGCGGGGGGGGGGGCUGGUGCAGGACAUGUGGCAGCAGCUGACUUGUUUACUGUGUAAAUGUUUUGGGGGUGGGGGGAACAAACCGUUGUGUGGGGAAGAGAGAAAAGCCUAUUUUUGCUAUAAAUAUAAAUGUUUG
Messenger RNA from Notechis scutatus (mainland tiger snake), 2102 nucleotides. The record is from RefSeq and is a predicted model, not a curated record. NCBI's taxonomy places the organism in Eukaryota, Metazoa, Chordata, Lepidosauria, Squamata, Elapidae.